Spinacia oleracea (spinach) is the source of this 1286-nucleotide messenger RNA. RefSeq lists its product as uncharacterized. The record is from RefSeq and is a predicted model, not a curated record. The transcript has 4 exons. Lineage: Eukaryota; Viridiplantae; Streptophyta; Magnoliopsida; Caryophyllales; Amaranthaceae. Bases 363 to 1004 code for a protein of 213 amino acids.
UUACCCAAAACCCGUGGCCACAAACAACCAUAGCUACGUAACACUAUUUUCGGCGCGGAACACAAAACUAACCAGUAACCCCCCUCACUAUAUUGCGCCGCCGAUUCUUCCACCCUCCUCCGCCGCUCUCGCCACCUACUCAGCCGCCACCAAUUGGCAAACCCUUUCCCCAAUUCCCUCUUUAGUAAAGGGAAUCAUAUUCAUAACCCUUUGCUUUCUCUUUCUUUCCUUCUUUUGCGUGAUGGAAUUGGUUUCCCUUUCCUUUUGAUUGUGCUUCUUUUGUUUGUUUCUUUGGUUGAUUGAUUUGUUCUUGAAAGUCUGUGGAAUUGGGUUAGAAAGAGAGAGUGUUAGCAAAGAAGAAAAUGGUGGCAAUGGCUUCUUUGCAAAUGAUGAAACCUGCUUUCUCUUCUUUUCCGAGUUCAUCAAGGGUUACGGAAUUCGAUUCCGAUGUUCAUAGGAAUGGGAUUCUCCGAUUCAGGAGGAGGGGAAUUGCUUCAAGGAAGUUAAUGAACCGGGUUUUUUGUAAAUUACAAGAUGGUGAUGAUCGUCCUAGCAACAACAGUAGCAGCAACGAACCUCCCGAAUCUUUGUUCAUGAAAGAGCUCCGAAGAAGAGGCAUUACACCCACUUCUCUGCUCGAGGAGAGCAAUCGGAGCACAAUCGAGGAAGAGAUAACAGAGGACGGAGUUGAUAGAUUGUAUUCAAAGAGAAAUGCAGUUGCAACAGGUUCAGACAAAAGUUUGACUAAUCAAAGAGAACAAUCAAUGGCACUGAACAGUGAAGGCCUUGAGGGCCUAAUUCCACGCGCUAAACUUUUGUUGACGCUUGGUGGAACAUUCUUCUUGGCAUUUUGGCCAUUAAUAAUUGUAACAGUUGGUUCUUUUGCUGCUCUCUAUCUGUACUUCGGGCCAACUUUUGUCCACGACGGAACCGACACUGGAGUUUCUCUCCCUCAAUAUAUCGAUCCUUACGUACUUCUGCAAGAAGAGAGAGCCAUACAAUAAAGUGUUCCCAAUUGUAAAUCAAAACUGGUGGCAAACAUGCAUAUGCAAAUAUGAAACUUUGAUAGCAGGUUUUUUUUAGUAUAGGGUAAUUCCCCAUAUUCGGGUUCUCUCAUUUUGCAAGCCAAAGAAAUGUACCUCAUGUUCAUCCUUUUCUUGCCUUGUAUCAUUGUAUGUCUUGUAUCUAACUGCUCAUAUAUUAGUGUAUGUUGUUUGUAUGUUGUUUGUAUGAUGCCAAAACUGUAAGAACUCUUAAGAAGUAAUAUAUAUAGAAGUAUACGUAUC